Sugiyamaella lignohabitans is the source of this 1587-nucleotide messenger RNA. RefSeq names its product alpha-1,2-mannosyltransferase ALG11 (gene ALG11). The record is from RefSeq and is a predicted model, not a curated record. Gene Ontology annotation, cellular component: endoplasmic reticulum membrane. The transcript has a single exon. Gene Ontology annotation, molecular function: GDP-Man:Man(3)GlcNAc(2)-PP-Dol alpha-1,2-mannosyltransferase activity. Bases 1 to 1587 code for a protein of 528 amino acids. Gene Ontology annotation, biological process: protein N-linked glycosylation. Lineage: Eukaryota; Fungi; Ascomycota; Dipodascomycetes; Dipodascales; Trichomonascaceae.
AUGGGUAAACAGUUAAGAACACCUCCUGACGAGUACAGAGAGUAUCUUGAAGCUGCUAGAGAUACAGGUGCUACUCUGCCCCAUUUUGGCGACAAAGCUCUCACUAUUAGAAGACAAUUGAUUUUGGCAGGUUCAAACGCUUCAUACUAUACCAACAUCCUGCCUCUAUCAGUAUCCAAACUGUCGAAAAAGGCACUGACUACUGCUGUUCGUUUCGAUAAACAGGGCAAUAGAAUUGGUCGUAAGAUUAUUUUCGGAUUUUUCCACCCAUUUGCCAAUUCUGGCGGCGGUGGUGAACGGGUUCUAUGGGCCGCUGUCAAGCAGACUCUUGAAAAUAAUGAACUCAAUAUUUGUGCUAUCUAUGUUGGUGCUGAAGAGGGGGUUAUUCCAAGUGUUAUUUUAACCCGUGUUGCUGAAAGAUUUGGAAUUACUGUUGAUGAGUCACGAGUUGUAUUCAUUUUCUUGACCAAAAGACGACUUGUCGAAGACAGUUUCUGGACCCGGUUCACGUUAAUCGGUCAAGCCAUUGGUUCUGUGAUGCUUGCUAAAGAAGCGGUUUCUCUGCUUGUUCCUGAUGUGUUUGUUGAUACCAUGGGAUAUCCUUUUACCUACCCCUUUAUCUCUUGGGUAUUGAACAUUCCUGUCUGUGCCUAUGUCCACUAUCCAUUCAUCUCCAAAGACAUGCUUAACAAAGUAUCGACAUUUUCCAUUAAAUACAUUUACUGGAAACUCAUGAGUCUUGCCUAUGCUUACGUCGGAUCUUAUGCGUCAAUUGUGGCUACCAACUCGACCUGGACAAACAACCACAUCAAAUCGAUCUGGUGGAUGAACAAAACCGACCACAUUCGAACUGUGUUCCCACCAUGUGCCACUCAGGACUUUGAGGCUCCUGAAGAGGGCUCGAAACCACGCAGUCCUGUAGCUGUCUACAUUGGCCAGUUCAGACCCGAGAAACGACACGAUCUCGUGAUUCGAGAGUUCGCCAAGAUCCUGACCAAGCAUAACGAGAGUAAAGGCACUGUUGCUACUCGUCCUCACUUGAUCUUGCUCGGAUCAGUGAGAAACGACGAGGACAAGUCUCGUGUGUACUCUCUACGACUACUCGCCCGAGAACUCGAGCUGACUGACGACAACGUUACUUUUGUGUUGGACGCACCCUGGCCCAACGUCAAAGCCAUGCUACAAACAGCGUCUAUCGGUGUCAAUGCCAUGUGGAACGAGCAUUUCGGUAUGGGUGUUGUGGAGUACAUGGCUGCUGGGUUAAUACCAGUUGUCCACGACUCUGCUGGUCCUAAACUGGACAUCGUCAAAGACGACGAAGGAGUGCCUGGUUUCCUGUUCAAGUCCGAUACCGAUCCAGACUAUUCCGCCAAAGACGCCGGCUCCGACACCCUGGAACAGGCUCUCACCAAAGCAUUUGCCCUGGACGACGCCACCGCGUUCAAAUACCGCCAGCGAGCAUACCAAGCGGCCCAACGGUUCUCGGACGAGGCGUUUGCCAACGCCUGGGACCUCCGCGUCAACACGCUCCUCAAACUCGAAAAAAUCCGCCAGAAACAGCGUCUGCUCGCCGGCAAAUUCGACUAA